CUCACGGUUGUGAUGAUGCUGCUGGGCUGGUGAAGCUGUGUGGUAGCCAGCCAGCUAGCUAGUCACUUUAACUUCAUAUUUAUGGUCCUGUUUGUGGUGUUGGGAGCGACGUUAGACUGCUGACGAGCCCACGGUGCAGCAGUAGUUGGUGUUAAAACAGGACGAGCGGCUGGACCUAUAGAGAAGCAGUGGGCAGUGAAGCUAACUAGCAACGGUUAUCUCUCUCAUUACAGUAUUUUUAACCGUCAACGCCAACCUUUUCUGGCGUCAUGUUUGGUCUGAUACACGGUGUAGAUGGUUUAUUUUUCUGUGGUUUAACUUUGUCACUCGGGGCAGUAAUAACAGACUGUAGGAGCCUCCACAGAAUGACUCACACUCAGUGAGCUAGCUGGGUUAGCCUGCCGUUAGCGGCUAAUCGAGCCGCUAGCUGCAGCGUCGGUCCACGCCGCCGCUGAGGUGAUGUCUGUCCGAUGGAGCUGAAGUGUUGCUCGGCUUGCCAAAGAUGACGGAGCCGGUUUGUGUGCCUCUGCCAGCAGGAGGCGGACCAUGGAGGCCGAGGAAGAGUGGAACAAAGACCCGAGUGCACACAGACUACUGGAUAAAAAGGUGCCCUGUAAGCGCAAUGGAAGGAUUGGUAUAGUGAGAACUCUCCACAGCCUGUUGAAAACCCACAACACUCUGCAGAUUCAGUCCAUCACCCGAUCAGAAUGUGCUGGCUCUUGUCCAAAUCUCAUGAUGAGUAGAAGCGAGCAUCCAGAUGCGAGGCCCGUCCCUGUGGCCCUCACUCCCCAGCUCCCCCCCAGAGCUCACCGGCCCCUCUGCAUGUCGAUCUCCUCUGACAGCAGCGGACGCUUCAAGGCUCUGGAGACGCAGGAAUGGAAGAACAAUCUCAAAGCUCAGAUGGAGCAGGCCCACAGUGCAGGAGCCGCCAGCAGCACCGGUUCUCUGGAGCGAGCGUCUCUGUUCUGCGCUUCAGCAUCCACCACGGCGUCCAGCUCCGGCCUGUCCAGCCCGGUGGAGAUCCUCAACAAAAGCAAAUCCUCCAGCCGCUUCUCUCUCUUCUCUCCGCCCUGGAACAGCAGCUCCGAGUCCGACUCCAACCCCCCGUCUCGCUCGGGCUCAAAGAAGCUGCGGAACUACAGCCGGAGAGCUGCCACGGGGCCAGCUGGUGCCAGGGGCCCCGACACACCUGAGCCCAAACCCAGCGGCCCCGAACACUUCCAGUACUCUGAGCCCGUCAUCUCCAAGGUGACGGACUACAUCUAUGUGGGUAACCUGAACGCAGCGUACAACGGGCGCACGCUGUGCCGCAACAACAUCGACAGCAUCAUCGACAUGAGCAACGUGCUAGGGGAGCCGGGCCCCAGCCUCAGCCUCAUCCCGUGCACCUGCUCUCGGGGGGCCCGCCACAGCUGGUCCCGCCUCAAGGUGGACAUUGGAGACGUCCCGGACGCUCUGGGGGAGGGACCGGCUCUGAAGCAGCGCUGCUUCGAGGACAUCAACGAGUGCAUCGACGCCUCCACAGGAAAGAGGAAGCGCGUCCUGGUCCACUGUCGUGACGGCUUCUCUCUGGCGCCAACGUGCAUCAUCCAGUACCUGAUGGUGAAACAAAACAUGAGGCUCAUCGCCGCCUACGAGCUGCUGAGGGCCAAAUACCCGGUCAACAUCAGGGAGUGCCACCAGAACGUGCUGGUGAGCCUGGAGAGGGCACUACGGCCUGGAGGGAACGUCGACCCUGAGUGCUUCAAACAGGCCAUCUCACGCAAAGUGGCGUGGACCUGACUUGACCUCCCAUCAGGCUCUGCUGCUCUUUCCCUCUCCUGUCGUGUAGAAUAUUCCCCUAAAGGGCAGCUGUACUCUCCUGUGGACUCACCUGGAUAUUCUUACCUUCAGUUCAGUGGUUGUGAAGAUUUUAGAUUUGAUGUUUUUCCUCUUCAGACCUGUAAAUGUGACCUGGCUGUAACGCCCCCUUAUCAAACAGGAGACGCAAUAGACCUUACUGUAGUGUAAACAGCUUCUCGGUAUAACGGUGUUGUAGUGUCGGCUGUAUAGUUGAUAUAUCCUGCUUCAGUUCUGUGCCAUGCCGUCGUGGUGUUGGUGUUUUUUUUAUCAGGGGAAUUUCUUAACGGGAGAUCUCAGGAGAUUAUUGAUGUCAGUCCAACACACGGUGGGAAAUUACUCAUUAGAUCAGUUUGUGCUCAGUUCUUACUGGAUCUAAAAUGCAUCUUUAUCAGCUGCGAGUUUAGCAAAUGCAGCUGAGAAAGCUUUCAGAAAUGUUGAGAAAAUCACAGGUUCUGCCGUCAUAUCGUGUGCUGAUGCAUAAUAACAAAUGUUCAGAGAAAGUGCAUGCUCUUUCACACUAAACAAGCUUUAAACCUUCAAGUAAGACAAAACUGUCAACACAAGGUGAAGAAACAUCACAAAAAACAUGCAACAUGGAAAAUACUUAUUUUUCUUUUUCUGACGAGUAAUUCUGGUGCCAACUCACGAGCGUGAUGAUGUUGAGAUAAAGUUUGGGGGCUUUUCGCCUGUAUUUGGAGAGGACAGGACAUUUGAUAGUGUAUGAAAUCAGGGAGAGUGCAGGCUGGACUCAACCCUGGCUUGACAGACUAGCUUGUGAACACGGGACAUGGCGUUAAUACUUGCCCAGGGUAAUGAAGUUUAAUCGUUCACAUCCCUAGUGCACAUUAAGCUGCAUCUAUUGCUGGCCUUACACCAGAGGACUUUGCUGAAACUUUAAAAGACUUUAAAAAGACAAACAUCUGAGACCUUCUCACAUCUAAAGACAAUCUGUCAGCAAGUCUGUGAGUUUUUAGUCACAGAGUAAGAUUUUGCAAAGACUAGGAGUCACUAACUACAAGACUAGAAUGAGUUUCCCUUUGAGAUAAUUUCCCAUCAUUUAUCCGGUGGAAAUUCACAAAAACAACUUUAACAGUAGUGAGGGAAGCAGAGAAGGAGAUGGAGAUCGCUACGAGUCCUAUAAUCGCAUAGUCUCUAUUAAAACUAGAAUGGCCGUCUGAGGCGGCAGACCCACGCCUAAGCAGCGCCACCGAGGAAGUUACGCUCCCAUUGAUUACUAUGGUGUUCAAGAUUUCGAAGUACAAGAAAAACCGAACGG
Messenger RNA from Cheilinus undulatus (humphead wrasse), 3118 nucleotides. RefSeq lists its product as uncharacterized. The record is from RefSeq and is a predicted model, not a curated record. Lineage: Eukaryota; Metazoa; Chordata; Actinopteri; Labriformes; Labridae. Gene Ontology annotation, cellular component: cytoplasm. Gene Ontology annotation, molecular function: MAP kinase tyrosine/serine/threonine phosphatase activity; protein tyrosine/threonine phosphatase activity. Bases 547 to 1782 code for a protein of 411 amino acids. The transcript is spliced from 4 exons. Gene Ontology annotation, biological process: protein dephosphorylation; negative regulation of MAPK cascade.